UGCUCGUGAAGUUCGCUGGGUCGGUGCCGUGAGGGGUUCUGCGGGCGCGUCACGCGGUUAUGAGAGGGGAGGUGUAUUACUGGGUGCUGAACGUGUUGUAGUGAUCGCUGCUAAGCAAGUUUUGCGUCAAUGUUUUACUCAAUCGCCUGGAGACGAGUGAGAUCAUGAUGGACAGCCAGAAGUUUUGCCUUAAGUGGAACAAUUUUCAGAACAGUGUGACAUCAGUGUUUGAGAAUCUCAGACAAGAUGAGGAACUGGUGGACAUAACACUGUGCUGUGAGGGACAUAAGAUCAAAGCCCACAGAAUGAUGCUGUCAGCUUGCAGCCCCUACUUCAGGGACCUUUUGAAGGAGAACCCCUGCCAGCACCCAGUGUUCUUCCUGAAGGACACGUCCUACCCGGACCUGGCGGCCGUCGUCGAGUUCGUCUACAAAGGCGAGGUGAACGUGGCGCAGAGCCAGCUGGGCAGCUUCCUUAAGACGGCCGAGAUGCUGCAGGUGCGCGGCCUCACCGGCGACGAGGACGAGGAGGCGCCGCCGACGCCGGCGCACCCCUGGCAGCAGCAGAAGUCUCCGGCGCCACCGCGGCCGCCGGCGCGGCCUGCGGUCAGCUCGGCGCUGCAGCAGCAGCUGAACUCGUCCGUGGGCGGCCGUCCGCGGCCCAGCUCGCCUCCCAACAAGCGACGCCGCGUCUCUUCCUCGCCGGAGCGGCCGACCCCGCGGCAGGACUACAUCAAAGUGGAGAAAGUGGACCUGGCGGACGAGGACGAUGAGAGUUUAGAAGCGACGUUUAGCCAGGUGUCGAGCUUCGAGGCGGCGCAGUUCGAGGGCUCGGACCAGUCUACCGGCUCGCACGAUAUGGCCGGCCUCCUCAGCAGGGUAUCAGAACAGGGUAUCGGAGACAUGUCGGCGAUGGCGGGGCCCUCAGAAGACGGCGCGUCACAAGGGUACGGCUGUCCAGUGUGCGGGCGCUGCUUCAACUCGCAGCAGGGCAUCCGGCGGCACGAGCUGGUGCACCAGGGCCGCACCGUCUGCCCGGUGUGUGGCCGCGCCUUCAGCCGUUCCGACAGUCUGCGCCGCCACCUGCACAUGAUCCACGGCGGCGCCGGCGCGCCCGGACCGCCGCUGACCUGCGAGUACUGCGGCAAGGUGUACCACCACGUGAACUCGCUCUCCGACCACCGCACGCUGCACCGCGGCCUCACCACCUGUGGCAUCUGCGGCAAGGUGUACAGCACCAAGUCGACGCUCACGGCACACGUGCGCCGCGUGCACAAGCGGACAGGCGUGCGCCGCGCGGCGCCGGCGCCGGCCGCCGCUCGGCUGACCUGUGAGCUGUGUGGAAAGGUGCUCCGCAGCGAGGCGUCGCUCUCCAACCACCGCUCCAUCCACCGGGGCAGCACGCGCUGCCACCUGUGCGGCGGCGUGUACAGCACCAUCUCGGCGCUGCGCCGGCACCGGUCCGCACCGCGUCUGGACCUCGCCGGACCGCGCGGUCUGCGCCUGGACCUGCGCGGUCCGCGGCCCGGACCGCCCGGCUCCAGGCGGGCGUCCUCGGAGCACCGGUGCGCCCAGUGUGGCCGGCACUUCGCCAGCGAGGCGUCGCUAGGCAACCACCGGUCCGUACACCGCGGUAUCACACGCUGCGGCGUCUGCGGCCGCGUCUACAGCACCACCUCCGUGCUGCACCGCCACAGUUUCCUCUCGCGCGCCGGCCUCAGUCGCCACAAGGCCGUGCACCGCGGCGAGACCGGCUGCCCGGUCUGCGGACGCGUCUUCAGCAACAAGUACAACCUCAAUGUCCACAUUGCGGCCAAGCACCGGCCCGGCGGCGGCGGCACCCCGCGCGUGCUCUGCACCACCUGCGGCAAGACCUUCUCCAGCAGCACGUCGCUGGCCAACCACAAGCCGCUGCACGCCGGCCACACCACCUGCCGGCUGUGCGCCAAGGUGUACGCCACGCGUCACAACCUGCGCGUGCACAUGCGCCGCGACCACGGCGUGGAGCCCGGCGGCGGAGAACCGGGCGGCAUGCCGCCACACUGGGCCGGACCCGGCUCGCUGUAG
Molecule: messenger RNA, 2066 nt
Organism: Pollicipes pollicipes
Lineage: Eukaryota; Metazoa; Arthropoda; Thecostraca; Pollicipedomorpha; Pollicipedidae
Product: zinc finger protein 534
Exons: 13
Coding region: 165-2066 (633 amino acids)
Biological process (GO): regulation of transcription by RNA polymerase II
Cellular component (GO): nucleus
Molecular function (GO): protein binding
Source: RefSeq, a predicted model, not a curated record